AUGUUGCCGCACAGACCACUAGCAGGAACAGGUGAAGAGGAGGGACCACAGGGGUCCAUCAGGGUGAACGUGGAGCUACAGUACAAGCUGGGAGAGAAGACCGAGGCACGGCUGCAGGAGAAGGGGGCAUGGUCUAUCGAAGAGGUCACCAUUAGAGAGCAUUACUACGACACAGAGAGCUUCCACCUGGCUUCUCAGCAGACCUGGCUAAGCAAACAGGGCAGUCAGUGGAGAAUGAUCAUAGGUAACAAUCCAUACUCUUCCAACAAUAUGCCACCAGAGCCAGAGAGUCAGGCUGCUGGCUCUGGAUGUCCCUCUACAGUCUGGGGAGAGAAGCUAUGUGUGGAUAGAGAUGAAACAGAAGGGCCAAAGGGCUGUGAGGACAACCCACUUUCUAUUCCAGAGAUAGGACAGAUCCAGAGCCAGCCCUGUCCUCCUGCACCCCAGUACAGGGAGCUGACUGGCCACACUCCCAUCAUCCAGCACCUGGCUCACUGCUUAGGGGUCCCAGUGAGAGAGCAGGAGAGCUGCAGCAGCACUGAGGCCAUGAAGGCCUUCCUGGAGCUGGCUGGGAUCCAGAGUUAUGGCAGCUGGACAAGUGCGAGGAGGCUGGAGUACAAGCUGCCUGGUGAUGACUGCACACUGGUGGUGCAGAAGAACCACAGCGUGGGAGGAUCUGCAAACAAUGAAACUGCACUGCUGUCCAUGAGGGCAGACAUUUUACAUAUUGGCUAUGAACUGGAGAAGAUGGAAAAAGUGGCUGCAGAGCUUGACCUAAGGCCCUUAUCUCCCAACUGACCACGUUACAAGCUACUGUGUAUGGUUAUCUAAGCGUUUCAAACAAAAGUUCAUGGCAAGAGGACAACUGACCCAAAUUAUUAAAUGUUUAUCUAGGUUGGUGUCUAAUCUAUUUUACAGUUUAGGAGCGUUAUUUUCAUCGUAUGCAAGUCAUCAUGUGGAUGUUGUUAGUAGGCCCACCUACGAAUGAUAACAGCAUGCACAUGAUGAUCAACGUGUUGCAUGAUGCACUUGCUUUUGUGUUGCGCGAGAGAAAUCAUUAUCGCAAUGCCUGCGGAUAAAAGUCAGUAGCUACGUU
Salvelinus sp. IW2-2015 is the source of this 1096-nucleotide messenger RNA. RefSeq lists its product as uncharacterized. NCBI's taxonomy places the organism in Eukaryota, Metazoa, Chordata, Actinopteri, Salmoniformes, Salmonidae. The record is from RefSeq and is a predicted model, not a curated record. Gene Ontology annotation, biological process: thiamine diphosphate metabolic process; dephosphorylation. The transcript has a single exon. Bases 1 to 798 code for a protein of 265 amino acids. Gene Ontology annotation, molecular function: magnesium ion binding; thiamine triphosphate phosphatase activity.